ACGAUUAGGAAUAGGAGGAGCAGGUUGGCAUAGUCUUAUCUGUUUGUAUUCAUUAUUUAUAAUUGAUGUUAGGGUUAGUUGGAUAGGCUCAUCUCUGCUCAGCAUUCAUGGCGAAGAAGGGGAAGAAGCAACUCAUGUCUUCAGCGCCAUGGAGGGGCGAAGACACCGAAGAUUUCCAAGAUGCAAAGCUCAAACUCACGAGCCAGCCCGGUACUACUUCAACCAUGCACGUUCCUCGCACCAAGUCCAAUCAUCCCCAACAAGACGACGAUUCCAUUGAGAUUGAUCCUGAGCUACGCUACAGCUUCCAGCGCAAUUUUCAGUUUCUUCAACGUGUUUUUAGCAUUGACACUGUGGUGAAACCUCUUCCUCCUGCUAUGGCAUACAAUGUUUCUCGCAACUUGAACUUCUUCACACGCAUUUUCACGCAAUUCUUUGGUAUGUUAGAUUCAGGGCAUCUUUUUCCACAGCUGAGGAUUGAAUUGAUUAUUAUAUAUAUAGCCAAACUGCUCCAAUAAUUGUAAGCAUCACUGUUCAUUUCCUUUUAGAACAAACUAUAAAGGUCAAAUAUAUAUCUACUGUAAGUUUUUCUCCCUCGUUUUAGUCUAGUGUUGAGAUUUGAAUGCUUUCCAGAUAUUUUUGUAUGGUUAUGAUAAAGCUAAACCCUAGGCUUUGUUUGAAUGUCUGAUUAUAUGUGGAAUUAAAUAGAAUUGAGUAAAAUGACAUGUAAUGGAAGAAUAGAAUAAAAUUGCCACACCUUUGUUUGAAUAUUUUAUGAUUAAACAAAGUAAACUUUUCAUUCAAUUGUUUGGGAAGUGAAUGGUAUGGAAAAGGCAUUAGUAAACAAUAAGUUGGCUCCAUCCCAUACUUCAACAUAUAGUGAGAGGGGGGAAUAAGGGCCUCUGCUGAAAUGGGAUGAAAUAGUUUUCAUCAAGUUUCAUUUUACUCCACCAUAUUUGUAUUUUCUAAAUAUCAAAGCAAUGGUAAUUAGUAUCAUUCUAUCAAUGUUUCCUCCAUUAUAUCUCUUUCUAUCAAUUCAACUGUAGCUCUGAAUCUUUGCUCUCUUUUCUUCUUUUUUGCUAAGCCUUCAAGUAAUCUGUUAUUAAGUGCUAUCCUGUACUACUUUAUGUAUGCAUAGCAGUCUCAACCAUUUUGGACUUUUAUGUUUUAUUAUAUAUUAUAUAUCUUCUAAAUUGACUAGCCUAGUUUCUUUAUGACUUGUUUGGAAUAUGAACUUAUUAAUGUGAAUAAUCUAUGAUGGUCAAAGAAUUAUCGGUGAUAAUUCACAUUCUUCGUUGGAUUAGUAUUUUAACUACGUUUAUUUUGACUACCAAGUAUUUGUUAAUCUUUGAUUUGUUCUUGCAUUUUGAGUACAACAAAUAACUUUCAAACCUGACAUAAUGCCCCGUUUUUGUUAAAUAUUGUUUAUGCUGCAGAUCCUGAAGGCAUUGCAAAUGCCCAGAAAUCCUUGGGCAUAGGACAGGAAGAUAAAGUUCGCAAAGUUCGUUGAAGAUAAUCGAGGAAGACACCAAAAGGAAAAGGAAUGAAAAACUAAGGGAAGAACUUAUUUUGGAUAUAGAAGUAUUAUUUGUGAUUAACCUUCCCUGAUAUGAUCAUUCUUGGAAUUAUUUAGCUUGUUUGGUAUGAAAUUCAAUUUUAUAUGUAACUAGGGACAUA
Molecule: messenger RNA, 1677 nt
Organism: Abrus precatorius (Indian licorice)
Lineage: Eukaryota; Viridiplantae; Streptophyta; Magnoliopsida; Fabales; Fabaceae
Exons: 2
Coding region: 108-518 (136 amino acids)
Cellular component (GO): chloroplast envelope
Source: RefSeq, a predicted model, not a curated record